AUCAAUCUAAUUCAAAUUAAGGGCAAGUAGGUAUAUUAUAUAACUCUUUUUUCUUCUUCUCUUUUAAUUACUCUCUCUCCCUUCCGGCUGUUAAUUACUCUCUCCGGCGGUCGUCUCUCUUCGCUCCGGCAGUGAUUUUCUGCUGCUUCUGCUUGUCCGGACUCUUAGCUUUGUUUGUAAGUGUUUGAGAUUCUCUCUAGACUUUUAACAAUGGGGGACUCGGAAAACGCUCAGCAGCCUUCUAAAAAGAGAGCUGCUUUGAAAGAGCUUUCUCGUGACAAUCCUGGCCUUGAUGAUGAUGAUGAUGAUGAUGAUGAUGAAGACACUUGUGCACUCGCGAGUGGUACUUUCAAGACUGCAAGUGAGGAGGUUUUGACUACCAGAAAAAAUUUCAGAGCUAAGCGCAGAGAUCCAUCUGCAACAGCAGCAGCACCACUAGCAUCCAAUCCCUUUGCUGGAAUUCGUUUGGUCCCUUUUACUGCUCCUGUUCCUUCUACUACUGCUGAAGAAACGAACAAGCCUCUGUCUGGGUUAGAUUCGACUCCAUCUGAGGGAAAACAAGAGACACAGGAUGGUGGAAGAUGUGAUGCAACCAAUGAUGACGAGAAGAGUGAGGCAGUUAAUACUGGAGAUGGUGGUGAAGCUGAUACCAAGAUUGAAGACGAGACAGAAACAACGACAGAAAUUGAUGUUGCUGCUGGGGAAAAGACUGAAACGGCUAAAGAUGACAACGGCAAUAGUGACGCUGUUGACAAGGAUUCAGGUGGUAAUCAGACCGAGAAAGAAGGAAAUGAAGACACAGAGAAGAAUGGAGAUAGUGGAGGCUUGAGUUCUUUCCACCAGCACUCGAGUAGCAAAAACGCAUUCACAGGACUUGCUAGUACAAGUUUCUCUGCUUCUUCAUUCUCGUUUGGUUUGGUUCCACAGCAAGGUUCGACCGUGUCUGUGACUGAACAGUCACCCUUCAGUUUUGGCCUGUCAAACAAUGGAAUCUCUUCCCUGUUUGGUGCAUCCCGCUCUGCUUCCAUUGUCACGAAGAGCACAGAAACUACUACAGCCUUCCCUUCAAAGCAAGAUGUUUCAGUGGAGACAGGAGAAGAGAACGAAAAAGCGGCCUUCACAGCUGGUUCAGUAAUGUUUGAAUAUCUUGAGGGAGGAUGGAAAGAGCGUGGGAAAGGAGAACUCAAGGUAAGCGUAUCCACGACUGAUAACGGAAAUGCCAGGUUGGUAAUGAGAUCCAAAGGAAACUAUAGGUUGAUCCUGAACGCAAGUCUUUACCCUGAAAUGAAAUUGGCGAACAUGGACAAGAAAGGAAUCACAUUUGCUUGUGUGAAUAGUAUAAAUGAAGCCGAGAAAGGUCUCUCCACAUUCGCACUCAAGUUCAAGGACCCAACGGUAGUGGAAGAGUUCCGAGCAGUUAUCGAGAAACAUAAAGAAAGUAAACCUUCCGUUGUAGAAGCAGCAGCUCCUUUAAAGACACCUGAGAACUCACCGAGGGCUGAAGAUACUUGAAGGUAAAAACUUUGAAACAUUCGUCGUCUUAGUUGCAUUGUGUUCUUGUCUAUGUUGUUUGGAGCUCAAAUUCGUGAUAUACAAAAAUGUAGCCCGACCUGAGCAGAAGAAUAUACAACUUGAGAAUAUGUGAACA
This is a messenger RNA of Camelina sativa (false flax), 1648 nucleotides long. NCBI's taxonomy places the organism in Eukaryota, Viridiplantae, Streptophyta, Magnoliopsida, Brassicales, Brassicaceae. The record is from RefSeq and is a predicted model, not a curated record.